GCCUCUCUCUAUCCUUGUUCAGACUGCAGCAAGCCUCCCCCCCACCCCCUCUUCUGUGUCAGGGGGCUAAUAUUUCAGCCCUCCCAGGCAUGCAUCGCACAUGUGCUGUCAAUCACUCGGAGGAUUUUUCUGAGAGCCAAUUCAGGGACUCAAAAGUGAAACAUUUCAUUCCGUCCUGCUUUCUUGUGUGUUAGUAAGUUUGUGUACCCCUUGGACAGCCCUUCUAUCCAGCCGGACAAUUUAACAAACUCACAAGGAUUAGCAGAAGAAUAUGUGGUCCAAGGUGUUUGCCAUGUUCCUUUUGCUGGUGGCUGUUUUCUACCAGGUAGGCAGCACCCCUGCCACAGAACAACAUACAGAGGAGGACAGUGCAGAGGUUCUGUUUCCUUGGCGACAGAAGACAGUGGGGUCUGGUGGACUACAGAGAGCAAAGAGAGCCUGGGUUAUUCCACCAAUCAACACCCCUGAGAAUACCAAGCAAAUCCCAAAGAAUCUAGUCCAGAUCAAAUCUGACACUCUUGAGCCCGGGAAGGUGUUGUAUAAGAUCCAGGGUCCGGGGGUCGAUGAGGAUCCCAAAGGAUUUUUUGAAAUCAAUGAAACAACGGGAUGGGUCAUCCUAAUGAAUGUGCUUGACAGAGAAACCCACAGCAAGUUUAAGAUCAAAGCCUAUGCCCUGGAUUUGAGCGGGAAACCCAUGGAAGAGCCCACUGAACUGGAGAUCCAUGUGGUGGAUCAGAACGACAACCGGCCCGCCUUCGUGCAAGAGGAAUUUAUUGGACGUAUUCAUGAAAACUCUAAACCAGGUACGUCUGUCAUGCAGGUUGAGGCAACGGAUGCUGACGACAUUGAGACAGAAAACGCAGCCCUGGCGUACUCCAUUAUCAGCCAGGAGAGCAUCCCGCCAUUCCGAAUCAAUAAAACCAUGUUCGGAAUCGAUGAGCUCACCGGCAUCAUCUCCACCCGGGAUGUAGGGCUGGAUCGAGAGGAGGUGGAUGGGUUUAAUAUCACGGUCCAGGUUGCAGACAUGUCUGGUUAUGGGCUGACCAGCUAUUCCUCAGCACUGAUCUACAUCAACGACGUUAAUGACAAUGCUCCUAAUUUCACCUCUGACACGUUCCAAAUAUCAGCAAUGGAGAACAACAUGCAGGCUGACAUUGGCAGAAUCACUGUGACAGAUGAAGACGAAGAGCAAACAGAGAACUGGUGGGUGAAGUACACCAUCACAGCUGGGGAUCCAGAGGGGAACUUUGACAUUCGUAGGGAUGAUGCAACCAACGAAGGCAUAGUGUCUGUGGUGAAGCCGCUGGAUUAUGAGUCUCUGAAUUACUAUGAGCUGGUGGUGACGGUGGAGAACGAGAGUCCGCUGAGCCUCAUGGGUCCCAAGACCCCCCCGAGCAGUGCCACUGUGACCAUUAACGUGCUGAACCAGAACGAGCCCCCCGGCUUCCUGCAGAGUCCCCUGAGGCUUAGCGUCCCCGAGGGAAGCCCAGCCGGCACCCUGCUAGCCAGUAACAUCGCCUUGGACCCAGACAGGCAGGCUCUCCGAUACGAUGUGGAGUAUGACCCGGACCAGUGGCUGUUCCUGGACGAUGAGUCUGGGGAGAUUACGGCCAACAAGGAAAUUACCAAGAAUUCCCGCUUCCUCACUAAGGAUGUCUACAUGGCCGUCAUCACAGUGGAAGACACAGGAGACUACCCCAGCACAGCCACAGCCACAAUGUAUAUCACAGUGUUAGAGGUGAAUGACUUUGCCCCUGAGCCCUUUCCUCUGAGCGAGUUCAUGUGCAAUGAUCCAGAGAAGGGUUCUGGUUUGGUUCUGAGUGCUACCGACAAGGACCAGCCCCCUCACAGCGCACCCUUUCUCUUCAGCUUGGAUGACAGUGAGCCAGAGAAUAUUCAGAACUGGACCCUCCACAGAAUCAACGAUACUCAUGCAGCGCUGCAUCUGCUCACGGCAGUGCUGGAAGGGGAGUACGUGCUCCCGGUGUUGAUCAGUGACUCUGGCACACCUGCCCUCGCUGAGAUCCACAUGGUCAAUGUGACGGUAUGCCACUGCAACGACGAGGGAGACUGCCAGGCUAUCUUAGCCGCCAUCUUCAGCGCUGGAGUGGGGCUGAGCCUGGGCGCGCUCCUCAUCAUCUUGGGCAGCAUCGUGCUCCUGCUCUUGCUGUUGUUGAUCAUGGCCGCAGUGGAACAGUGUCGCCGAAGGCCCAUCAGGAAAGGGACGCUGGGUGUUUCGGACGAUGACAUUCGAGACAACAUCCUGAACUACGAUGAGCAAGGGGGCGGAGAGGAGGACGAGAAUGCCUACAACAUGGACCAGCUGAGAAACCCCAAUGAGAUCAUCCCAUCCCCCACCGCGGCCAUGCCUAGAGGGAAACAGCCAGUCAGGAAAGACACACCCUACAACUACCCCUCCCCCUCGUAUCCACGGAAAAACCCGUCCGACCCCACCGAAAUCGAGGACUUCAUUAACGAUGGUCUGGAUGCAGCAGACAAGGACCCCAAUGUCCCCCCAUACGACACAGCGCUGAUCUAUGACUUUGAGGGGGACGGCUCGUUGGCUGGCAGCCUGAGCUCCAUCGCCUCAGGCAGCUCUGACGGAGACCAGAACUAUGACUAUCUCAACAGCUGGGGCCCCCGCUUUAACAAACUGGCCAACCUGUAUGACAAGCACUGACACACUGCAGCUUUCACACUGCCUCUCUUACACACACCCCCCAUCGCUGCCCUGGCUGAGGGGUACCUAAAUCGCAAAAGUCAGCGUGUUUCAUAUUCUUAUUGUAACCCUUCUCCAUCACUCUAGAACCCCACUACCUAAUACCAGCUGCUGCAAGACGUACAGCAGGACUAGAAGGCAACCAGUGCUCCCUGUCUAGCAGCAGUGCAGGGUUUUUUUCUGGCUUAAUCAUAGGGGUUGAGCAGGGCAAACUACGAUUUGACUUUCCUUGUAAGAACUGUCAUGCAACCACGUGCCAUGUUGUUCUGAAAUCCCACUAUAUCUUAACAUAAAUACAAUUUCAAAGUUAAAGAGCAAUAAAUAUAAGGUAAAGAUUUUUUUUUUCAAACUGCUGCGGUAUGCAAUUUGUUAUUUGUUUCUCUGGCAAGGAUGGCUGUGACGGGUGAGGCUGGGUAAUGGGUAGUGCUGAGCAGGCCAGGUUGAGAGUGAGUGCCGGUAGACCUGGCAGAUUGAAGGCAGGGAUUGCAGUAGGUGAAUUUUGGGUUAGGGUUAGGGUAAUUAAACCUUCUUAUAAUCAAUCUCUUCAGCAUUCAAGGAAGAUGGGAAGGAGAGGCAGUAAAUUAGGGGUGCCUUGUGUGUUUCUAUCCUCUUUAUUACUAUUACAAUGUAUGCUGGGUUGAGUGAUAAAGAUCAAGUAUAUGU
Molecule: messenger RNA, 3382 nt
Organism: Polyodon spathula (Mississippi paddlefish)
Lineage: Eukaryota; Metazoa; Chordata; Actinopteri; Acipenseriformes; Polyodontidae
Product: cadherin-15-like
Exons: 14
Coding region: 272-2680 (802 amino acids)
Biological process (GO): cell morphogenesis; calcium-dependent cell-cell adhesion; cell-cell junction assembly
Cellular component (GO): catenin complex; plasma membrane; adherens junction
Molecular function (GO): cadherin binding; calcium ion binding
Source: RefSeq, a predicted model, not a curated record